AUGUUCAGCAAACUCAACUUCCUUGUAAGGUCAGCGCCUGGUUUUAUCAGCCACCAGCCUCUCCGAUGGAUCUCAGUGGUCAGUAGCGUCAGCAAAUAUGAGGUGAAAUCAUUUGAAGAGAUCCCAGGACCUAAAGGACUUUACAACGUUCCGUACAUAGGGCCUGCCCUUUUUUUCAAACCGUUCGGUAAAUUUACAACCCAGACCAUUGACAAAUUGUUUGAAAGCCUACAUGACAAGUACGGGCCAGUGGUUCGUGUCCAGCUUGAUUACCCAUACGUAAUGGUUGAGAACCUCAAAGAUAUCGAGGCUGUCUUCAGAAACGAGGGCAAAUAUCCUUUCAGAAAUUCGACUGAUAUUUUCAAAGUUGUUUAUGAGAGAAAUGGAUACAAACCGGCGCUGAGUCAUACCCAAGGAGAAGAGUGGCAUGCCCUGAGAACUCCAGUCAACAAAAGACUAAUGAAAGCUGACUCGGCCUAUCAUUACCUGGUCCCACAGAACGCCGUAGCUGAUGAUUUUGUCAACAUUUUGGCCACACAAAAUUUAACACCGGCUGAAAUAAACGAUCUUUUCUUUCACUAUACUUCUGAAAGCAUUGGCGUGGUGGCCUUCAAUGACAGACUUGGCUUCUUGGAUCGGUGUUUAGACAAAGAGAAGUCAGAAUUUCUUGCAGCCACGAAAGAUUUUUUCUCAGUCAUAGCUGCAGGGUUAAGUGGCAAAAUUAUGACGUACAAGUGGUAUAAGAGCCGGGUAUACAGAAAGAUGGAUAACUGCUUGCGGACAAUAAGAGAAAACUCAAGAAAGCAUAUUUCAAAAGCGCGCGAAACAAUUGAGCAACGAAAACGGGAAGGAACUUUUCAUCCAGAAGAACCAAAUCUACUUCUCUCCCUUGUAGCAGAAGAAGCACUUGACGAUGAAGACGUCAGUAACAUACUGGACGCUCUUUACUUGGCUGGUACUGACUCUACAGCGAAAUCACUUCAAGUUUUCUUCUACAACCUGGCUAAAAACCCAGACAAACAGGAAAUUCUUAGAAAAGAAAUUUUGGAUGUUAUUGGAGACUCGGGUGUUGUGAAUGCUAAAGCCUUGUCAGGGAUGCACUACUUAAAGCACUGUCUUAAGGAAUCAUUCCGAUUAAACUACCCAACACCCUCGGGUACCGUAAGAACUUUACCCAACGACAUUGUCGUCAGUGGCUACAGGGUUCCAGCUGGGACCACGUUCCUUUUAAGCAACAAAAGAGCCUGUAGGAUUUAUUUUGAAGACCCAGACAAUUUUAUCCCAGAGAGAUGGACAAGAGCAGACGAUGGUCAUAAACAUGAAAACACAAACUGCAUGGCGGUUUUACCGUUUGGCUACGGGCCGCGGAAUUGUGUUGGUCAACGGUUUGCUGUUCAGGAAAUUUAUCUGGCGACAGUUAAAGUUCUCCAGAAGCUGAAGAUAGAUUUAGAACCAGAGUCCUGGAAUACAGAAUUCAUCUACACAGCUUUCAUUGAAUCAAAGCAUCCAAUCAGAUUUAAGUUCACAAAAAUUUAA
Messenger RNA from Physella acuta, 1536 nucleotides. Its product is annotated as putative cytochrome P450 12a5, mitochondrial. NCBI's taxonomy places the organism in Eukaryota, Metazoa, Mollusca, Gastropoda, Physidae. The record is from RefSeq and is a predicted model, not a curated record. Gene Ontology annotation, molecular function: heme binding; oxidoreductase activity, acting on paired donors, with incorporation or reduction of molecular oxygen; monooxygenase activity.